Oikopleura dioica is the source of this 483-nucleotide messenger RNA. Lineage: Eukaryota; Metazoa; Chordata; Appendicularia; Copelata; Oikopleuridae. The record is from the annotation of a GenBank genome assembly.
AUGGAAGAAAUCGCCGGCUAUCUGCGACAGGAGCGAUCCACUAGAACUCUUGACAAUCGACGCCUUCUUGAUUUCCAACUGGACGAGGAGAAAAACGAGCGCGAGUUGAAGAUGGAACUUGAUCGAGCGGAGCAAAGAACUGUUCAUUACGAAGAAUUGACCGUCAGAAUUGCUCUUUUGGAAAAGCAUCUUGCUGCCGUCAAGGCUCGAGGAGACCAGGCCGAGGAGCGAGGGAACAUCAACGAAGAUCUGCUCGAAGAACAACUCGCUCUUCAAAAACAACGCGAACUUGAGAACAUCGAGCACAGCAGCACAGAAGACAAUCUUUUGGAAGAAGUGCGCCAGAAACGAGAUCUCGUCAAUGCCGCUGAAGACCGAUUUGCUUUUGCCGAGAAAAAACGCGUUGAACUUGAGGCGAUCGCAAAUGCGCUGAAAGAAAAACUUCUUCAAGCACAAAAACAAGCCCAACUGAUUUCGAACUGA